AUGAUAAGCCCUUCCAUUCAAAAUGAGAUCAUUGAAUCAAUUGAUAAACAGAUAAAGAACUUUAUACUUAUACUGUUGCUACUCUUGAGUCUUGAAGAUCUCGAAUGUCAUGAUUCAAAUCCUGAGACAUCAAGUAAAGCAUCAUUAUAUGUCAGUGCAAUAACAAAAAGUGAUUUUCUUGUUUCCCUUGAAGUUGCUGUAACUUGUUUUUCUUAUACAUUACAAGUUAAGUCAACAGUAAGACAAGCUUUAGAAACCAAACGUAAAAAUGCAGAUCAGGCUUUCAAAGAAAUAAUGAUUAGUGUCACUGAAUUAGCUUUAAAAGUUGGUGCAGAAAUAACCAUGCCUAGAACAUGUGGGAGACAAACUAACAGAGUUAAUGUUAAUGCUAAGGACCCUGAAGAGUAUUAUAAAAUAUCAAUUUUCAUACCAUUUCUUGAUAACUUAAUAAAUCAGUUACACUAUAGAUUUGAUAAAAGACUUCAACAAAUGAUGCCACUAGAAGGAUUAAUACCAACUAAUUUUGGACACUAUGACGAUACAUCUAUUUUAGCGGCUGCUUCUGUUUAUGAAAAUGAUUUUUCAGUUAGCAUGAUGUCAUGUUUAAAAGCAGAAAUAUUUAUUUGGAAAAAACAGUGGGAAUCAGAAACAAAUCUUCCAGGGUCUGCCGUUGAAGCACUUCAACAUUGUACAGAGCUCUUGCCAAAUGUAAAGAAACUUCUACAAUUAGCUACUAUGACUGGAGAAAGAUUAAAUGGCUUAGCUCUAGCUAAUAUAAACAAAGAUGAUUUAGACUGUGAUGAUAUUGAAAAAUACAUUUUACCAGCUUUUAUAAAGAGAUCUCCAAGAAGGGUACAAAUAUUGGACUGGACAAAAUAA
This is a messenger RNA of Macrosiphum euphorbiae (potato aphid), 879 nucleotides long. The record is from the annotation of a GenBank genome assembly. Lineage: Eukaryota; Metazoa; Arthropoda; Insecta; Hemiptera; Aphididae.